AUCAUGUGUAGUUGUACAUGGAAUUAAUAUCGUGACAGUGACACCGCUGAGGCUGAUGCUGCUGGUGCGAACCCUAUUCAAUUAGUACAACUACAACCGAGUGAAUGUGAAAAAAUAUAUAAUGUACUUAGCCUUACGUAUCUCAAUCACUAUCAAACUGAAACUAUGCUUUUUCUUGACGAGGCUGAGCUGAAGGCGCUCUGCAAAAAGUUUCCGAAGUAUGACUCCUGGAGCAAAUCGCCGUCCGUUUUCACGCCGCUGGUACAGCGGGUGAUGCGCUACUUUGCGUUUCAGCAAACACAAAAUCUUCGGCAGACAAGUCUGAGUGAGGGGGCGCCGGCGCCUGUAGAGGAACGGGAAAAUAAUAGAGAGUGCACCUCGUCCCUCGCGCGACCUGUGUUGCAGAUUCAAGCGAAAAUAAACCUACCACCUUCGCGGCCCAAGAACUCUGCUUCCUCGUCCAAAGACGCUGCUGGCGACACACUCUCUACGUCGCAUCAAAGUGUGCUAGAAGCGGCUGGAGCAAAGAGGCUGGAGAAACUGCUAGGAAAGGUGAAGUAUGGAUUGCAAAAAUGUCUGGGUCUGGAAGGUUGGAACUUGUGAUGCUAGCUUUUGACUCUAAAAAAAUCUGUAUUGCAUGGCCAACAAGAGGAGUCUCGUUUGUGCUAUGCGGGGAGGGCAUUUGUCAUGCGGAGUAGGCAUCAGGAAGCCCUCCAAAAAUCUGUGAUGCUAGGUCGUGCAUUACAGACAUCCUGGGUCGUGCAAAAUAUGCAUGACAAACCCGGCAACAUUCCAGUUCCAGACCCAGACACUUUUGCAUUUGAUAUGAAGCGGCGGCUGCAAGGGGCGUUGCGGACCUUCGGGCAGAAGGUGGUGCAGGAGUUCUACAAGAAGCAGAUUUAUAUAAAUUCGGAUCAGGGCGGGGGUGCUACAGCCGUUGUCGGAGAAAAUCGUGGUCCUACUUUGCUGUCUCUCAACUUCCAGCAUUUUGUCAAGCGAAAAAACGGAACGAGUGGCAAAAGAACUACCGGACGAGACAACGCUGAUGUUCCUGCCGCGAAGAAGAAGAAGCGACCAUUCGGGGAGCCGGAAAAUAUAAACGGAGGUGGUACUGGUUCUGAGGUGGAAAAGUUGAAACAGCAACGAACACCUGCCCCCCCUGUGAGCGGUGCGGCCGUGAUGGAAGUAGAGAAAAAAGAUGAAUGUACUGCGACUCAAGGGAAGGUUGGAUAAAGCUAGAGUAAUGGUUUUUUUAGUUCCCUUUGACGAAAAAGUGUUAGACAGCUGGGCGACUGCACGCCUCUGAUGAGUAUAGUACGAACAUGAAACUUUUUGGUACAUCGUAAUCUUUCGGAAGAACAAGAAAGAGCGCACCAGACGACGUUACAUGAGCAUUUAGGAAUACCCCACCAAAGUUUCUGAUGUCGCUGUCGUCGACAUCGCAAAUUAUAA
Amoebophrya sp. A120 is the source of this 1452-nucleotide messenger RNA. NCBI's taxonomy places the organism in Eukaryota, Dinophyceae, Syndiniales, Amoebophryaceae. The record is from the annotation of a GenBank genome assembly.